Molecule: messenger RNA, 1005 nt
Organism: Eurytemora carolleeae
Lineage: Eukaryota; Metazoa; Arthropoda; Copepoda; Calanoida; Temoridae
Exons: 8
Coding region: 241-609 (122 amino acids)
Source: RefSeq, a predicted model, not a curated record
UUUAGUGGGCCUAGCAAGGAUAAGGAUUCUGAAAAAAGUGACAACUUUAGUAAAAGACGAAUAAGACGUCCUGUUGGUCCUAAAUAUGCUGUUAUCCCGACAGAUAGACCUAAGGUUUAUGCACAUGGAUACACAAGGAAUAAAGUGAGGCUGUCCUACCUUCCUCUUAAACAAGUUCAGACUAGGGUUGGAACAAGCGUUUUUUUACAAGGUCUCGGGUCACAGUUUGAUUUUGGAGGUAUGUUAACCCUUGCUGGUUUAUGGUUCUUCUACAGAUUCUUCUUGUUUGAUAACAUUCCAACAACAAUCUUCGUUGAUUUAGUUAAUAGCAUAGGAAGGACAACCCCAGACAAUAGAUUUAUAGAGAAUGUAGCCAAGCUAUUGGAAAACGUACAGAGGUUCCAUUCCAAGGUUUCGAAUGACUUGGCUUAUCAAGAUCAUACAGAUCAUCAAGAUCGUAAUGACCAUCAAGAUCACCAAGAACAACCAGAUUAUCAAGAUCGUCGAGAUCAUACUAAAGAAAGAAAUGAUUGGAACAAAGAACUUGUUGCUUUUGACGGCAAUGAGAUACUUUUACACAAUGCUACAGAGUUAGAUAGUUUGAUUUAAUAUCAAAGUAAAAACCCUGCCAUCGGUGAGAUUUAAAACCACUCUUUGUUUUGAAAAAUAGUUUUAGUUACAGAUAUGAUUCUGGAGUUUCCUUUUUGGGGGCUGUACAUUCUGUUUGUACAAGUUUCCGAUACUGGGUUUUAUAACCAAACACUGUCAUAAGUUUUUGGCUCUGAGUGCCCACUAACAGUGCAAUAAAUGAACGAUCAAGUACAAAUUUAAAAUUACAAAAAAAUCGCCGUUUUUUAGGUAAAAUUCUCUUUAUAAUAAAUAUCCGUUCAUUAAGCCUAUUUUUGUAUUAUAUAGAAAUAUACUUAUAAUUUCAUAAUAGCAAAAUUGAAAUAAUUAAAAAAUAUGAUAUACAAUUUUCUUACGAAUAUUUAUGCUAUUUCAACG